CGGCGUACCCACCACCAACCACACGAACAGGAGGAGAGCUCCACCUCAAUCACCAGCUCCGGCUCCACUGCACCCCGCAGACCCACGUGUAAGUCACUUCUCCUGCUCUCUCUCUUUCUGCCUGUCUCUCUCGGUUAGCCUCUUUCUCUCUCGAUCGUGAUCUUGCUCUUUCUCUCGCUCUAUCUCUCUGUCCUCUGUUUAAUCCUCUUUCUCUCCUGUUCUCCUCUAGCGUUCCGUACAGAGGUCAGGGCGGAGCAUAGGACAGGACGUGCCCCUAGUUGGACAGGUAGAGAGGAACUCUCAAUCCCAUCCAGUCCCAUCCAGUCUCAUCCAUGUCUCACUCUGUCCCCCGUCUCAACUGGAUUCACUUCCAUUCUCAUCCAGUCUCACAUUGUCCUGCAGUGUCUCACCUUGUCCUGGAGUGUCUCACCUAGUCUUACUGUGUCUCACCUAGUCAUGCAGUGUCUCUCCUUGUCCUGCAGUGUCUCACCUAGUCUUACUGUGUCUCACCUAGUCCUGCAGUGUCUCACCUUGCAAGAUCACGAUCUCAAGAUCACAAGGUGAGACACUGCAGGACUAGGUGAGACACUGCAUGACUAGGUGAGACACUGAAGGACAAGGUGAGACACUGCCUGCAGUCCUGCAGUGUCUCACCUAGUCCUGCAGUGUCUCACCUUGUCCUUCAGUGUCUCACCUAGUCCUGCAGUGUCUCACCUUGUCCUUCAGUGUCUCACCUUGUCCUUCAGUGUCUCACCUUGUCAUUCAGUGUCUCACCUUGUCCUGCAGUGUCUCACCUAGUCAUGCAGUGUCUCACCUUGUCCUGCAGUGUCUCACCUUGUCCUUCAGUGUCUCACCUAGUCCUGCAGUGUCUCACCUAGUCUUAUCUUGUCUCACAUGAUCUCACCCAGUUCAUCUCAGUCUUUCUGUGUGUUCAAGAUCACAUCUCUAGUAAGAGAUGGCUAGUUGGAAUGUCUCAUCCUUAAUAGUUAGUAAUCAAGUAGAUCAAGCCUAUAGUUUGGGCUUCAUUAACGUAUUUUAUUCUAUUAACUACACUGUUUCAUCCCGUUUGUUUUGAGCCAUUCUUCAUCUGACCAAUUUUGAUACUUUGGAGUAAUGUUAGCCUGGUCCCAGAUCUGUUUGUUCUGUUUUGCCAACUUAUAUGGACCAUAGACAACACAAAAUGGCAAGACUGCACAUAUAGAUCUGGGACCAGGCUAGAGUAAUGCUGAGAGAUGCCCAACAUCUGAUUGACCUUUGAGUAACCUCUCUGUAUGACCUUUGUGACCUUUCUAUGACCCCCCCCCCCCCCCCCCCAGGCACACAGUCGAUGCGUUCCCGCUCGCUGUGCAGCGGCCCCACCACACCCCGCAACCCAGGGUCCACAGCCAUCACC
Messenger RNA from Coregonus sp. 'balchen', 1393 nucleotides. The record is from the annotation of a GenBank genome assembly. Lineage: Eukaryota; Metazoa; Chordata; Actinopteri; Salmoniformes; Salmonidae.